AUGGACGCAUCCGAGGUGGUUGCUACCGCUCAACAGGCGGCUUUGUCUUCGGUAGAGCAGGCAGCAACUUCGGCUAGGUCCACAUCCAAAGGCAUGGCUGCUUCUCGUGGGAGACACGAAGCAACAGCAACAAUACGAAGCAGUUCUUCUGGAGCAAACGAUGCUUCCAGUUCAACGAAAGGCCGCCGUGUCAACGGGGCUUCCGUUCACGAUGAAGUCCUCGAUGUCGACCGCUCGACCAUUGACGAUGACGAAGAAGAGGGUGAAUACAUGCAGGAAGGAGAAGCCGGCGAAAUGAGCUUUGUCAUCGACACGGCGGGCGACAUGGACGUGGAUCGAGAAAUUGCUCUGGAGGACGAGGCGAAAGCCGAGAACGCAGAAACGCACGUCGAGGCUGGUCUUCUGCUCCCAACCCACGUCAACGUCAUCCCACAGAACAACGCCACCUCCGCUGCUGCUCAAACCAGUAGCAGCUCGUCCGGUGCAGCACCGGAUCUCACCAUCGAUCUCACAAAUCACGCUGAAGAUGACGACCUGGGAGGCGACAUGGGCGACUUCGAACAACUCGACAUGGACCCGUCCACUGCAAACCGAUACUACGGCGCCGAGGAGAAAGCUGAACGACGAGCGAAAGAGCAGUGUCUCGCGUGCGGCGAGCUCGGACAUGAUCGACGCCACUGUCCGCAUCAACACUGCUUGGCAUGUGGAGCGAUGGAUGACCACCCGACACGGUUCUGCCCAAUGUCGACGAGCUGUUUUCGCUGCGGUGGAAUGGGCCAUCAGACGCGCACCUGCCCCAAACCGAGACGAGGACCGAAGUCGGAAGAGUGCGAACGCUGUGGAUCCUACAGCCACGUCAAAGCGCUGUGCCCCACCCUGUGGCGCGUCUACACGUACCGUGACCUCAAAGACCUCGACCGACAUAGAGCAAAAGUGUUCCUCAAGCUGCAGAAUGGCUCAAUGGCGCGCGAUCCGAGGCGCGAUCUCGAGCCGGACCCCGCAGAGCUGUCUGAUUCGGAGGACGAGUUUGUCAGGGCUGGCGAGCCGGAGUUGCCCACGGGCUCACGAGCGGCGCAAUUCGACCCGGCGAUAAGAUGGUGUUACAACUGUUCGGGGUCGGGGAAUCAUUGGGGAGAUGAUUGUCCGGAACCGCGAUGUAAUCCUACGCGCGGCACGGGCGAGCCGUCGGCGUUCUCGGAGUUUGUAUCAAGGCUUGGGCCAUUUGGAAAGCUGCUGCCGGGCGCACCGCCGCUCGCCGGGUUCGAAAUGCCUUCGUCGCAAUUCACGUUCAGUGUGGGGAGCAGUGCGACGGUUCAUGUGGCUGGCGAUGCGGCAAGCAGUUCGUCCGGUCGCGCUGGACCCAAUGGGAAUGCGACAAGGAGGGGUCACUCGGGCCGCGAAUCGGGAGCGGGUUCCGGGUUUGCCAUUGGGCGGCAUUUCUUGUCGUCGCCAGGCGGGGGUCCGCAUCCCGGGCCUUCUCGCCCUCGCGCUGCCGAUGGGGAUGACAAGAUUGUCUCGUUCGACCGCACGAAAGCUAUCGCCUGCGAAGGUGGCGGGUACCUCACCCCGAGGGAGAAGAAGAAGGGUAGAAAGCCUUUGCCCGAACACCUCUUCCGGCAGUGGCUGCGCGAUAGGCUCGAUUACCCCGACCACGCCGACGCGAUCCGGAGCGCGUUCGAGAAGCGCGCGGACCUCGAAGCGAGAGGGCUGGUCACCAAGGGUGUCCCCAGUACAAGAGAAGUUGUAGGCCAGCGAAGGGGUAACAAGAGCAGCAGCAAGGACGGAGACGAGCGGCCAAGCAAGCGGCGCAGAGGCGAGGGCGCGACGGCGAGUGAUCCCGUUGUGCUUGACAGCGAUGAUGAUUUCAGGGAUGAUUUCAGUAGCGACGACGGGUCGGAUUCGGGCGGGGAUACUCGCGGGGCGGGUGCGAGGAAGAAGCGGAAGGGCGACGGCAAGAACAAUCGCCGCGAUAAGGGUGCGCACGGAGGAUGGGGUCACCACGGUGACGGCGGCGGCCGCGGCAACAAGGGUAGCAGUGGCAAGACGUUCAAAGGCGGCCGUUUCUCGAGCAAGCGCAAAGAGACCAAGGGGCAGGUGUAUGAGCCGAGUGGAGGUGCAAGCUCGGGCAAGAAGAGGAGCAGGCGUGGUGGUGGUGGCGGUGGCGGCAAUCACGGUGGAGGAGGAGGUGGUGGUGGCGGCGACAAGCCCAAACGCAGCGGCGGGGGAGGUGGCGGUGGAGGCGGUGGUGGGGGCGAAAAAGUUCGUGGAGGAGGAAGCAAGUACCGCGGGAGCUACUUUUGA
Sporisorium graminicola is the source of this 2301-nucleotide messenger RNA. RefSeq lists its product as uncharacterized. The record is from RefSeq and is a predicted model, not a curated record. Lineage: Eukaryota; Fungi; Basidiomycota; Ustilaginomycetes; Ustilaginales; Ustilaginaceae. The coding region runs from base 1 to 2301 and encodes 766 amino acids. Gene Ontology annotation, molecular function: nucleic acid binding; zinc ion binding. The transcript has a single exon.